Enterobius vermicularis (human pinworm) is the source of this 3252-nucleotide messenger RNA. Lineage: Eukaryota; Metazoa; Nematoda; Chromadorea; Rhabditida; Oxyuridae. The record is from the annotation of a GenBank genome assembly.
AUGGCUGAACUUAGGCGGUUAUAUUUGUUGUAUAUUUUAUUGCUGAUAUCUUUAUUGGCUUUAUCGGAUACUGAAUCCGAUAAACAUCAUCUACAACAACAGACAACAGAUAAAAAAUUACAGCAGUCUGAUCAAGAAGAUGCUGUAGAACAAGACAGUGAUCCAGAUGAGGCUGAAAAGGCUCCAGGAACACCAGAAAAAGAAUCAGACGUUUCAAAACCAAGGCCCAGUCGUCCACCAGCAGGCGAUGAAUAUACAGAUGAGAGUGAUGAUGCAAAGAAGUUAGCUGUUGGUCAUUUUUACGCUAAACGAGGCAACGAUUUGUAUGAAAGAGCUAUGCGAUUACUGAAUAAAGGUCGAUCACUUCAUUCAGAGGACAAGAAAAUUAUUUAUAAAUUAUUGGAUGAGGCAGCGGAACUAAAAAACAAAGAAGCUAUGAAAUUGAUGGGAUUUGCUCUUCUUUUUGGUGAUCAUACGCGAUGGAACGUGGACGAAGCAAGAGAACUGUUUGAAAAUUUAGCGUCAACAGGUUCAGCAGAUGCACAGUUAGGUUUAGCUUUCUUGUACGGAACAGGGAUUGGCGUACCAGAGGCUUCCCAGUCGAAAGCUCUUUUAUACUAUACAUUCUCCGCACUGGGUGGAAAUCCGUUGGCUCAGAUGGCACUGGGUUAUCGUUAUUGGGCUGGGAUAUCUGUUCCUCAGAAUUGCGAACGGGCUUUAACUUGGUAUAAGAAAGUUGCAUCUCGAGUUGCUGAGCAAGUCCGUUUGAGCGGGGGCACAGCAAUACAACGGAUUAGGCUGCCUGAUGAAAACGAUCUGGUUGGGUUUGGCGCAUCGUCUUCAGCCGGUUCUUUGUUAGAUUCAAAUCUCUUGAAUUACUAUAAAUAUCUUGCUGAUAAGGGAGAGAUUUCCGCUCAGGUGGCGCUGGGUAUGCUUUACAUGAAUGGAGGACGAGGGAUUGAGCAAAAUGAUGAGCUUGCUGCACAGUAUUUUCUUUCAGCCGCUGAGGCUGGGAGCGCUAGUGCUUACGCAUAUCUUGGUAAAAUGUUUCUUGAUGGGACGACUGCAACACCUCAAGACAACGAGACUGCCUUCAAACAUUUUACUAAAGCUGCGCAAAGUGACAAUGCUAUUGGUCAGAGUGGGCUUGGAGUUAUGUAUUUAUAUGGGAAAGGGGUGAAACAAGACUAUGAUAAAGCGCAUAGACUGUUCAAACUUGCUGCUGACCAGGGUUGGGUUGAUGGACAACUUAAUCUUGGUCAUAUGUAUUAUAGCAAAUUUUCAGAAGGUUUGGGUGUGAAGAGAAAUUACAAAUCGGCAAUUGAGUAUUUUCAACUAGCUUCUCAAUCGGGCAAUGUUUUGGCCUAUUAUAAUUUGGCUCAGAUACAUGCAACAGGCGCUGGAGCACCGCGCAAUUGUCAUACAGCUGUCGAGCUGUACAAAAAUGUGGCAGAACGGGGGCGAUGGUCGGAGCGUUUGAUGGAAGCAUACAAUAGCUACAGGGACGGACGUACGGAUGAAGCAGCCUUCAAAUAUCUUUUCCUGGCCGAACUGGGUUACGAGCCUGCUCAAACUAAUUUUGCAUAUAUACUUGAUAGAGGAGAGUUUGAGCUUUUUACUAAGGAAGAAGCUUGGCGACGGGCACUGCUUUAUUGGCAACGGUCGGCGAAUCAAGACUAUGCAACUGCUCGUAUUCGAUUAGGAGAUUAUCACUAUUAUGGGUGGGGAACACCAGUUGAUUAUGAAAUGGCUGCAACACAGUACAGAAUAGCUAGUGAACGUCAUCAAGCUGCUCAAGCCCUCUUCAACCUUGGAUAUAUGCAUGAAAAAGGAUUUGGAAUAAAUAGGGAUAUUCACUUAGCUAAAAGGUAUUAUGACAUGGCUGCAGAAAAAAGUAAAGAUGCGUAUAUUCCUGUCUGUUUAGCACUAACGAAGCUUGGCUUUCUUUUUUUGCUCGAAUAUUUGGGACAGACGGGUGGGUUUGGGACUGGCGAAGCGUUGUGGAAGACUGUCACCUCAGUUAGUAGUUCUGGUCGGAAGAAGGGCCGUGGAGCGACUCGUCAACCUGAGAGACCGCUGUAUAAGUUUUAUCGUAUUGGUUCUGGUCCGCUGAAAGUAAAGUUUCCUGGAUUAAACGCUCCAGUUGAAAACAAGUCUGCCGUUCAACUUGUUAAUCAAAGUGAUGAGGAAAGAGAGUUUGAAUUAGGAAGAAUAAAAAGGGUUUUGGAAGAAAAAACGAGAGGGUUUAUUCCUUUUUCUUUCUUGAUGCAGUUAAGUUGCUUUAGAAAGUUCGAUACGCAAAAACUUCAUCCUCUCGAACGUGGUUUCUCAGGGAAGAAAGUUACUGGUCAGAAACUGGGUCCCCCUCCACCAGUCGGCGAUGUUACAUUCGAUAACUUUGAAAGUAUCUGCUUAGACCUAAAAAAGACAUGUGUUAUGACCGGCAGUCUUGGACGCACUUUUAGUGUUGCCGCAUUAAUUAUUGUUGGAAAUGGUGAAGGCUUGGCUGGAUAUGCUGUUGGGAAGGCUCCACUUUUCCGUACUCUUCGUGCUAUUCUUAGUGGAAUGAAGAUGGCGUCAAGAAAAUUAUUUUACGUCGAAUUAUUUGAGGGAAGAACCAUUUAUCAGGAUUUCUAUGCGGAAUGCCGGAAUACUCGUGUUUUUGCGCAACGUCGUCCCGCUGGUUAUGGGCUGUUUUGCCAUCCGAGAUUGCAAAAGAUUUGUGAGAUCAUUGGUAUUAAAGACAUUUCCGUGAAAGUUGAAGGAGCCACGAAAAAUUAUCUUGCUUUAACUCAUGCUUUUAUCACAGGAUUACUGAAUCAAGAAACGCAUCAGCAGCUAGCAGAGCGAAAAGGCCUUCAUGUUGUCGAGCUUUCCCCAGCGAGGCACUACAUGCCAAAGAUUAUUGCUUCACCCAUAUUUAGUCGCUUAAGGACCGAUGAGGAACUCACGCCUGUGGAGCGUUUGAAACUUGACGAUUUUUAUGGCGAAGGAAGAUAUCCUCUAUAUAAGCCGAAACCACCACCAUUCUAUGCAAACACACCUGGCCAUUUGGAGGCUUUAUGGAGGGAGCAUCCCUUUAGGAAUCAAGACCAGAAGAUGAUACGCAUGUUGGCAGAUGAAGAAGUUCCAAGGUGGACUCGUGCGGAGCGUAAAAAUUGGGGUUUAAAAAGAGCGGAUAUGGUCAAAAAUGGAACACUUCCUAUGCCGAUGGGGAUUGGUCUGACCGACGUUGUUCCUCAGCCGAGCUAA